AUGGCCCUUCCUAAUCUCAGAUCUAUAUUUGCUUCGUCCCGGACAUCAGAGGAAGAAAGACAAUUAUCCCGAACUACUUUUUACAGAUUCACCGCUUUUGUAGGAGCUUGCUUGGCAAUAUCCCUCCUGGCAGCUCGUAAUUCCGGCAGAGAUUUCGGUGGGAAAGCUGCCAGAGGCGUAGUAGGAAUGGUAUCUGGUUCCCAAGGCAAGCUGGUAUAA
This is a messenger RNA of Kwoniella shivajii, 219 nucleotides long. RefSeq lists its product as uncharacterized. Gene Ontology annotation, biological process: outer mitochondrial membrane organization. Bases 1 to 219 code for a protein of 72 amino acids. Lineage: Eukaryota; Fungi; Basidiomycota; Tremellomycetes; Tremellales; Cryptococcaceae. The record is from RefSeq and is a predicted model, not a curated record. The transcript has 3 exons.